This is a messenger RNA of Apiotrichum porosum, 999 nucleotides long. RefSeq lists its product as uncharacterized. The transcript has a single exon. NCBI's taxonomy places the organism in Eukaryota, Fungi, Basidiomycota, Tremellomycetes, Trichosporonales, Trichosporonaceae. Bases 1 to 999 code for a protein of 332 amino acids. The record is from RefSeq and is a predicted model, not a curated record.
AUGGCGGCGCUCGACCAUACCUACUACCCUCACAUACUGGACACCAUUGUCGAGUUUGCGCCGCACGAUUCGCUCCUGGUGCUGCGGUCGACAUGCCAUUCGCUCCGUGCCCAGGUCGACGACAUGUUGGCGUACCACCUCGUCGCGCCCGAUGGCUACGUGCCCGACCGGCCGCGACGCAAGCUGGGCGUGUGCACGCCUGACGGGAGCCAGGUCGCACUCUUCCACAACCUCGACCAGUCGACGCGCGACGAGCGCAUUAAGGCUGCGCUGAGCAAGACACGCAUCCUCGAUGUCAUUUCGCUGCAGGACAAGCAAGUGCGCAACAUUUACGCUGCUGGACCGCCGGCCCCGACCAUGAUCCGGCAACACUUGCCCAAGCUGUGGGGGAGUGCGCCUGGCUUUGCUGCUUCAGACACGUUUGUGCUCUUGCACCGCCAGGAGGAGUGUCGCAAACCCGCGUUCAUUGUGCCGGCGCCGCAUGCGCUGCCGCGCGGUGUGCAAAAGCUCGUCAUCAAUGUGGCCGGGGACAGACAAGCAGGGACACCGUCCUGUAACCAGUUCCACCUCAGCUCCAACUUUGGCAUCGGCAUCGACGUGGCCGAAACCGUGUUCAUCUUCCACCAUCCUGCGAGCCGCAGGAGCGACAGUGAGCCCGACAGCGACGAGCACGGGCGCGAGCAUGAGUCGCCACUUGCGCCGCCAUGUGAGCUCGGGAUCCGGACGCUGUGGCGCGGCAUCACCGACGCGCUCGUCCAGCUCUCGCCCGACACGGCAUGCCUUCUAGUCGGCAUGGACAAGUGUACGGGCAUCACGGACGAGCUGCGGGAUGCCUUACCGGACGAGAUCCUCCGUCGCCGGCGGCUCGGGGAUGGAAACACGUCGACGGCCGAGGACGUGCGCGAGUCUCUCAAGCGCGUGCGGUACUUGACCACGGACGAGUACACGGCCAUGGUGGGCGAGAGGCAGUUUCGACUGGAGACCGAGGAGGUGCCAUAG